Molecule: messenger RNA, 5601 nt
Organism: Helicoverpa zea (corn earworm)
Lineage: Eukaryota; Metazoa; Arthropoda; Insecta; Lepidoptera; Noctuidae
Gene: emp
Product: scavenger receptor class B member 1
Exons: 13
Coding region: 100-1647 (515 amino acids)
Cellular component (GO): lysosome; cytoplasm; membrane
Molecular function (GO): scavenger receptor activity
Source: RefSeq, a predicted model, not a curated record
ACUCACGCGCAUUCGGCCGCGUCAUGCCGUGCUCCAAUCGCGAACAAUUCCAAAUUUGAAAUUUUCGGAAAGUAUUUUAGUUUUUCGCUCAUUUUCACAAUGGCCAUGCGAUCGAUCGGACGAAUGGUUGAAUAUGUGAAGUGUAACCGAAGGAUAAGGUUCGUGUUGGCUUCGGCAGUGGUGCUGCUGCUUCUGGGCAUCAUUUGUGCCAUAUUCUUCGGGUCUUGGGUGCGGCUGUUCAUAGACCAUGAGUUGGUCCUGCGCCCCGGCUCGAUGACGUUCGAGUGGUGGGCUCACCCCCCGGUCCGACCCUUCGUGCGCGUCUACGUGUAUAACGUGACCAACGCCGACGAGUUCCUCAACAACGGCUCCAAGCCCGUGCUCGACGAGUUGGGACCUUAUGUUUAUUCUGAAGAAUGGGAGAAGGUGAACAUAACAGACAACGAGAAUGGGACUCUCUCGUUCCAUUACAAGAGGACUUAUACCUUCCAGCCUGAGUUGAGCAAGGGAUUGGACGACGAUGCCGUCGUUGUACCUAAUAUACCCAUGUUGAGUGCCACCUCCCAAUCGAAGCACGCUGCCCGUUUCCUCCGCCUAGCCAUGGCUUCCAUCAUGGAUAUCUUGAAGAUCAAGCCUUUCGUCGAAGUCUCCGUGGGUCAGCUCCUGUGGGGGUACGAGGACCCACUGCUGAAGCUGGCCAAGGAUGUGGUGCCUAAAGAACAGAAACUGCCCUAUGAGGAGUUUGGACUGUUCUAUGGGAAAAACGGCACCAGCCCCGACGUGGUAACAAUGUUCACCGGAUCCGACGACAUGUCGAACUACGGCAUCAUCAGCCGGUACAACAUGCGCGACAAGCUGCAGCACUGGACGACAGACCAGUGCAAUAGCAUCGCAGGCUCAGACGGAUCCAUCUUCCCUCCGCACAUCUCCAUGAACGAUACCCUCGCGGUCUACGACAAGGAUCUGUGUAGAUUGCUGCCUUUGAGGUUCCUCGAAGAGGUGACAUCAGCAGGUAUCCAGGGCUACAGGUUCACUCCUCCCGAGGAUGUGUUCUCGAAUGAUGACCACAACAGGUGCUUCUGUCCUGCUGGUCCUCCUUGCGCUCCUAAUGGACUGUUCAAUGUGUCGCUGUGUCAGUAUGACUCGCCGAUCAUGCUCUCGUUCCCUCACUUCUACCUGGCUGACCCGAUGCUCCGGGAGCAAGUGGAGGGCAUCUCCCCCCCGGAGCCAGAGAAGCACAGGCUUUUUAUCGACGUGCAGCCGGAGAUGGGCAUAGCGAUGCGAGCCCGCGCCCGCAUACAGAUCAACCUCGCCGUGUCUCAAGUCGUGGACAUCAAGCAGGUCGCUAACUUCCCCGAUAUCGUCUUCCCUAUCCUGUGGUUUGAGGAGGGUAUCGACGAGCUCCCUGAGCAGGUGACGUCGCUGCUGCGGCUGGCCACGAAGGUGCCGACCGUGGCGCGCGCGGCGCUCGGCUGGGGGCUCUCCGCGCUCGGCAUCCUGCUGCUGCUGCUGGCCGUCACCUGCCUCAUCAGAUCAUCCCACCGUCAAAGCACUCUCAGACUAGAAGGACACGUGGUAGCCAAGCCCCCGCCGGCCAAGACUCCGAGCAAAGACGCCAACGGUUACGAGUUGAACAGUCGGAGAUAAUCAACAGUAAAUAAAAACAAUAUCUUUAUUAAUAUAUAAAACAAGAGAAUUUCUGAUCAGCUCGAUAAAGUCACCUGUUUGGAAAGCCUGACCGGUUUUGAAAGUUUUGGUCGACCGGAGUUGAAAGUUUGGUUGAUCGGAGUUGAAAGUAUUGGUUGGAGUUGAAAGUGAGUUAUGUUUUGUUGUUUUAAAAUUGUAUUUGUGUAAUUAUUAUUUUGUUAUAAGCGAAAGUUUUCAUUUAUUAUGAUUGCAGCAUUUUUGAUCGUAUAGAAUGAAAUCCGAAAGUUUUGUUUAUGUAGGCUUUCCAAGUAUCAGCUUUUCAGAAAUUCGUUUUAAAACAAACCUGUCUUAAGACUACAAAUAUUUUAUAUUCGUGUUUACAGAUGUCAUUGCGCAGGAGUCGAAUCUCAGAGCUUAAAGGAAAUAAAUAAAAAAAAAUCUCUAAAUACGAGUAUAAAAAUAUAGCUGAAAUACAUCCUUACUUAGUUUUAUAUUUAGAAUUAUAAUCUGUAGUCACAAAGUAUUUUUAAUCUAUAUUGCAGUUGUGUUGCCAGACCAAAAAAUAUUUUCAAAAUGGCGACCGAGUCUUAAGACAGCGUUUUUUGUAUCAUCGCUGAUUAUUAAUUAAUUUUUAGUUUGACAUUUUGAUAUUGUAAAUAAUUGUGAAAAAAAUGGUUAAAAGAAAUGUCAUUGUUUUAUGCAAUUGUUUUCGGUAUCAAAGAAAAAUUGUAAUAUCCUAAAGAAAAUAUUAUUAAUGAAAAAUUAUGACAUCGAAUAUAGAACAGUUUUCUUUAUAUUUAAUUUUUACGAUACGUUUGUCAGUUCAUGCAUUUGCGAUUCGAUCGUGCGAUUUUUAUUCGUUUUAUAUUUAAGAAUUAUUUUAUAUUGUUUUGUGUAUAUAUUUCUUAUCUUUUUGCUGACUUUUUUACAUUUUUAUUUUUUAAUGAUUUGCAUUUUUUACUAUUAAAUACAUCAGGUUAGAAUUGUGUCUGGACUUACAUCACAUUUUUUUUUCUAUUUUUAACAAAAGUCUUGUAUUGCGACAAAUAAUCGCGUCUUAGAAUCGCAAGUAUGCUCUGAACGAGAGAAUAUUAAUUUCAUAGUUUUGGAAUUUAUGAAUGUAUAAGCAUUUGCGUUUAUUUUUGUACCACCUUAUUUUUAUUUUGAACUUUUGAAGUUAAGGCGGUAAUUAUUUUAAAUUCAUAUAUACCUACUUAAUGCAUUAAAUGGAUAUAUAAGAAACAUAAAUAUAGAGAUCAAUUAAAAAAAGGUUUCUGGCUACUUUUUAAAAACUGUUUUAUACAUAUAUAUUUCUUUUUAGUUUUUUUUUAAAUAUACAUACACAUAAUGAGACUAACCCAUUAUUGUAUAAUUUAUAUACCUACUGAUAUUGUGAUUUAUAGUAUUCACCCAGGUAUAUCCGUAUUAAAUUUUUAUAAAAAUAUCACCGUCUAAACUUCGAAAAGUUUUUAUACAAUUUUUUAUAUAAAUGUAAAAUAUAAAUGUCUUCGAAUGUGAUAAGAGAAUAUUCCAUGUUAAUAGAAUAAAUUAGUAAAAUAUUGAACAAAAUAUCGUAGAAAUAUAUUUACAAUUUGACAUUUUAUAAUGAGGAAAUUUUUACAUUUACAUAUUUUUUUUGACACAUGUUGACAUAUCACUUAGAAAUGUAAUGUUUGAUCUGUAAAUAUUAAUUAUUGUUGGUAACUUAGCUAUGAUUAUGGUUAAGGAUUAUAUAACUUUCGACUUUUUUGAAAAAAAUCUUCCAUAUUCCUCUGUAAAUGGGUCUUUUGAUAAAUAACAACGUAUAAAAUGCUUUGACUGUAUAUGAUUCGUAGCCAUAAUCAUAGACAAUGGGCCAGCAAUAAUUUUAUUUUUAAUUCUCUGGGCUUCGGGUUGCCAUUAAAAUCUUAAUAUAUCGGUUUUAAACAUAGAGGUGUUAUGUUGGGACUGCAUUGGUAUCCAUAUUUUAUCGACUAAAUUAUUUAGUUUAUUACUAAAACUAUAAAUCUUCAUAUGACUAUCUUUUACUCGACUAAACAAUUUAGUCGAUUUAUCGAUAAAUUUUUAGAGGUUAGACAAAACUAUUUUUUUUUUUAAUUAAAAAAAAACACUAAUUUACCGAUAGUUGCUAGUCUAUUACUUGUGGUCCGUCCAUCCUUAGCUUAAUAUAUUUUUUACCAAUAUCAAAGUUUCUUAGUUUUAAAAGGAGAGGUUGCUAUUUUAAUUUAAGAUAUUCUGAGCGUGCAAUUGUUUUUAAUAUAUUUUUGUUAACAACUUGGCCAAGUUUUACUUUUAAGCCAAGUUGCCAAACUGAGUCUGAUGUGUAUGUAACUUGGCACGUAUAGAAGAACAAAUUUUACUUUGACAUUCCACGGCCAAGAAUGGCCAAGUUUACAUUUGCACGUUCAGGCGUUUACGAAUAGAUUUUCAUUUAGACAAUAUUGAAAACUAUUUUGGAAUACGUACUUAGACAUUAUGGAAAUGACAAUCAAAUGGUGUUCAUGCCAUAUUGACUAGACUUUUACUUUAGUUUGCCAAAAACUAGAAAGAGGUGCUUAACUGAUAAUGACGUUAAUAUUUCAGGAAUAUACCUUCAUAUUUAUGUGCUUAUGUGAAGUGUGAUUAUUUGAAUUUGCUGAUCCAUCCUUUUUCGAUAAGGGAUUGAAAUUUAAUAUUGGCUUGAUAUAAAUUAUAUAAAAUUUCAAUAUCUAAUCGAAAAAUAACGGAUGGAUAGGUUAUUAAAAUCCACUGUUAAAGAUUUGAGAGCAGAUCAAAAAAUUGUCUUCCAAUAAUAAGAUCUUUAAUUGUCAGUCACAAGGUUGAAAUUUUUUAUGAAGAUUACCAUGUAACUGGGUUGAGGAGGUCAGAUAGGCAGUCGCUCCUUGUGGCACACUGGUAUUCAGCUGCAUCCGGUUAGACUGGAAGCCGACCCCAACAUCGUUGUGAGAAGGCUCGGCAAAUGUUGACAUUCAUCACAUCAGCGCAUUUUUGCUUAGAAAUACCUAUUCUAGUAUAUUUUAAUUCAAUGUUCGUUUAUAACUAUUAUAUCCACUGAUGUCUUUGAUAUAGAUUUUAGUAUGAGAAGUGGCUUUAAGAUUGAAGAUUGGUGCUAUAUAAAAAGGUUUAUUAAAAUGCCUUAACUCGGAUUUACGAAAUCAAUGUUUCUAUCACAUCACUGUUACUCUGCAAGCACGCUGUAAACUUUUAGUCGGCCGAUGGUUUGUUUGGGCUCAUAAAUCAGUAUGAAGAUGAAUGGUAGUACGAACAUUACAAAGAUCAGGUAUUUAGCCGGUAUCAGAGCGACUGAAAACUUUUAUUGUAAUCGAAAUUUCUCAACUUCAGCCGACUAUUUAGUCUGCAGUGUGUAAAAUCACAGAAACGAUAUAUGUAACUAUUUUUAACAAAAUCUCGUAAAAUAAGAAUAUAAAGACAUAAAUAUUUUGAAAAAACUACAACUUUGACUAUCCUUCCCACUUCUUUAGUCAAUACAAAUAUGAGAUUAUUGUCAGUUAAAGACAAAUUUUAAGUAACUCUAUUUUGAAGGCUAAAGAAGUGUGAAUUAACUUGAAGUACUGUAUCAGAAACUUUCCCAUUAUACAAAAAAAAAGCUUAUGAUUUCAAGUCCUUGGUAAGGACUUGGCUAUGUAUAUUUUGUGUAAACCAUUCAAAUAUCAAAUGAAACAAAUAUAUAGCCAAAAUAUUUUGUAAACUUUUUCCUAUAUAUUUUUUGUAACAUUGAACUCGACAUAUCACUAUAAAACUUGGCCAAUGAGGCCAGGUUUAAACAUUGUAAACUUGACUACUUAUUAAGGACUUGGCCAAAUAUAAAAUAGGCCAAGUCAACAAACUGAAUGAUUGUUGCUCAAAUUCAGUAAUUUAGAACAUCACUUAAUUAUAUUUUUUAAUAUUAAAAUUGUUCGUAAUUUGUAAAUAAAAUGAAGGUGUAAGAUAUAA